Molecule: messenger RNA, 2577 nt
Organism: Xyrauchen texanus (razorback sucker)
Lineage: Eukaryota; Metazoa; Chordata; Actinopteri; Cypriniformes; Catostomidae
Gene: psap
Product: prosaposin
Exons: 14
Coding region: 109-1683 (524 amino acids)
Biological process (GO): sphingolipid metabolic process
Cellular component (GO): lysosome
Source: RefSeq, a predicted model, not a curated record
CCGUGACGUGUGUGUGCUGGUCAGCUGACAGUGAGAUCAGCAUAAAGACUCAUUACGCCACACAGACGAGAUCGAAAACAUCAGAGAGAAGCCGAUUAUCAACCCAUCAUGUUUCUCACGCUUCUGUUUAUCUCCACUGCGGUGGCAACUCCCCUGCUGGGUACUGAGCAGUGUGCCCGCGGUACUCCCUACUGGUGCCAGAACGUCAAGACUGCUUCACUUUGCGGGGCGUUUCAACACUGCCAACAGAAUGUAUGGAACAAGCCUCAGAUGAAAUCUGUGCCGUGUGAUCUGUGCAAAGAGGUGAUUGUGGUGGUGGAGCAACUAUUGAAGGACAAUGGCACAGAGAUUGAAAUCCUUGUAUACAUGGAGAAGGCCUGUCAGCUGAUCCCUGAUGAGGGCCUAGCCGGACAGUGCCAGGAGAUUGUAGACAACUACUUUCCCAUUCUCAUGGGCAUCAUCCAAGGAGAGCUGGAUGACCCUGGUGUGGUGUGCGGUGCUCUGGGCCUGUGUGUGUCCCAGCAGGCAGCUCUGGCCAAAGCUCUACUCAUGUCUAAUGAGAUCCCUCAAGUGGACCUGACACAGCGCGUCAACCCCUUACUGCUCAACAUCCCUCAGCUGCUCUACCCCAAAGAGAACGCCAAAGACGAGACCCCCAAACAGAUGAGCGGAGAUGUGUGUCAGGACUGCGUUACAUUAAUUACUGACACUCAGGAACAGGCCAAAACCAACUCCUCAUUUGUCAACUCUCUGCUGGCUCAACUGGAGAACCAGUGUGAGCUCCUGGGAUCUGUCAUGUCUGAUACAUGCAAGCAGUACAUCAAACGGUAUGGUCCCCUAGUCAUUCAACAGCUAAUGUCUAUGCAACCCAAGGACAUCUGCUUUAAUGCUGGUUUCUGCCCUAAUGGACCCAAGCCCGUGCGCAUGCAGAAGUUGGUGCCUGCCAAAUCCAUCCCUGCUGUCAAGAUGUUCCCUGCAACUAAACUUGAAACGCCUAUCAUUGGCAAGCCUGCUAAGAAGAUGAUACGUGUGCGUGACUCCCCGCAGUGUGCCAUUUGUGAGUAUGUGAUAAAGGAGGUUGAAGCAAUGGUCGAGGGUCAAUCAUCUGAGCAAGAGAUUAUGCAGGUUGUGGAGAAGGUCUGCGACAUUUUGCCCUCCACACUCACAGCUCAGUGCAAGGACCUGAUUGAGGCCUAUGGACAGGCCAUCAUUGAGCUGCUCGUGCAGGAGGCCGACCCCAAAACCAUCUGCACAUUCCUCGGGCUCUGCACUGAGACCAGCCGCACCUUUAUCCCUGAAAUGGAGAUGGCCAAGUUUCAGAAUGGCGGUUUCUGUGACGUGUGUAAGAUGGCUGUGCGUUAUGUGGAUGGGAUCCUGGAGCAGAACGCCACUCAGGCAGAUAUCGAGGAUGCCGUGAGGAAGGUCUGCAAAUUCCUGCCUGAUGCAGUCAGAGAUGAGUGUGAUCAGCUCAUUCAGCAGUACGAACCUCUGCUGGUACAGCUGCUGCUCCAGGCGCUCGACCCUGACUUCGUCUGCAUGAAGCUGGGAGCUUGUCCUGAGGUAGUGCAGAGGCUGCUGGGACUGGAGCAGUGCAGCUGGGGUCCUGCAUACUGGUGUAAGAAUGUGGAGACUGCUGCACGCUGUAAUGCAAUGGACCACUGCAGACGCCAUGUGUGGAGUUAAAGGUCAUUCGGAGCAUUCCAGGACAAUCUAGGGAAACUAAAGGAGAAAUGCUGUAGCGCUGCUUUUCUGUUUUGAAAUUGAUACUUUUUUCAUUUUAAGUGACCGAUUUUAAAUUUAAUGAUGCCACUGCCAAUUUAACAGCCUUUUACUGAAAUUUCUUUUUUUGAGGGGGCAGGGGUUUGUAGGGAGGUACGACUGAUUGGUAUAGAUACGUGUGUAUAUAGGUGUAGGGGAAUACUUGCACUGAACCGUACUUUUAAAGAGAGAUCCCAUCUAGAAAAAAACAAAUUUUAAAGUUCUAUUAGCUGUACAAUGUUCCUUCAAAUAUGCACAUAGCAUUUGAGUCUUGGGAGGGAAAUUUAAAUGGAAAUAGCUAGUGCCUUUGACAGAUUGGAGGGGGUUUGAGACCUCUGAGAACGAAGAUGAAAUGUAUAGGACUUAUGACCCCUAAUAUCUCUGGCUCACAGUAACUACGUAAACAAGCACCUGCAAGGUCAGUGUUGUGAUUUAAAACUUGUUUUUAAUAGUGACCUUUGGAUCCUAAUGGAAGUUAAUUCUUGAACAUUUGUCGUUUUCUCUCUUUUUUUUUUAACACUUGAAAUUAAACCCAUUCACUGUUUUAAUUGAUUUGUUUUUGAUUCUUUUGAUUAAGUUUUUGCGAAGACUUUGUUGCAAUGGUCUGAUUCUGGAGGUGAAAAUCCCAUUCAUUUUCCUCAGAGUAAUAGAUCUUUAAAAACAACGAAUACAAUAUAAAAAAAAGUUGUAGAAUCUGUUUGUGUACAUUUUCAGUGUUACCAGGAACAUGAUAAGAGUUGGAUUGCCACAAUUAACAUCCAGUUGCAAGAAGCUUUGUGAAUUAAAUGUUUUGUAAAAAUAAAGACCUGUAUAAAAUAA